Carica papaya (papaya) is the source of this 700-nucleotide messenger RNA. NCBI's taxonomy places the organism in Eukaryota, Viridiplantae, Streptophyta, Magnoliopsida, Brassicales, Caricaceae. The record is from RefSeq and is a predicted model, not a curated record.
GCCCAUUAUACAUGGCUUCUUCAAGGACAACGAUGGUGCUAAGGCGCAGAACGAGAGCUCCAAGCCCUCCUUCCAGUCCUCUAUUUGCGAAUCCGGAUUAUUCGUCGGGAGACGACGAUGAUACCUUCUGCGAGAAAUGCGGGUCUGGAGAUAAUCCCUCGGAGCUUCUUCUCUGUGAUAAAUGUGAUAGAGGGUAUCAUCUAUUUUGCCUCAGACCUAUUCUCGUUUCUGUUCCCAAAGGCUCUUGGUUCUGUCCUUCAUGCUCCAGGCACAAGAAGCCUAUAUCUUUCCCUCUUGUCCAAACUAAAAUUAUUGAUUUCUUUUGCAUCCAAAGGCCCAUAGAAAUAACUCAAAAGCUGAGUCAAGAUAAUCCAAGAAAACGAAGAAGAGGUAAUAGUUUGGUUUUGUCAAAAAAGAAAAGGAAACUUCUGCCUUUCAAUCCUACAGAGGAUCCUGAAAGAAGGUUGGAGCAAAUGGCAUCACUGGCAACAGCAUUAUUAGCCUCCUGCACAGAGUUCAGUGAUGAGCUCACCUACAGGCCUGGCAUGGCACCGAGGUCAGCAAAUUGUGCUGCCCUUGAGAUAGGAGGAAUGCAGGUUUUGUCAAAAGAAGACGCUGACGCCUUGAAUUUAUGCAAGAGAAUGAUGAAUAGAGGGGGAAUGCCCUCCUCUCAUGGUUGUAUUUGAUUCUAAUGAAGGGU